Molecule: messenger RNA, 1134 nt
Organism: Williopsis jadinii
Lineage: Eukaryota; Fungi; Ascomycota; Saccharomycetes; Phaffomycetales; Wickerhamomycetaceae
Gene: PDB1
Product: pyruvate dehydrogenase (acetyl-transferring) subunit E1 beta
Exons: 1
Coding region: 1-1134 (377 amino acids)
Biological process (GO): pyruvate decarboxylation to acetyl-CoA
Molecular function (GO): pyruvate dehydrogenase (acetyl-transferring) activity
Source: RefSeq, a predicted model, not a curated record
AUGGCUUGCAAGUUCACCCAGGUCGCAAAGACUGCGCAAUUGGCUGCUCAAAAGCACAGGCUCUCCACCAGACAAGCUGGUGUCAGUGCAGCGUUCGCUGCCCACCAUGCUGUCCGUAAUCAAUCCACCACCAAGGGACCAACCAAGAUGACGGUCCGUGACGCGUUGAACUCUGCCUUGGCCGAGGAGCUUGACCGUGAUCCGGACGUGUUUGUCAUCGGUGAGGAGGUUGCGCAAUACCAGGGUGCGUACAAGAUCACCAAGGGUCUUCUUGAUAGAUUUGGAGAGAAGAGAAUCAUCGACACUCCGAUCACAGAGAUGGGUUUCACCGGGUUGGCCACGGGUGCCGCGUUGGCCGGGCUAAAGCCGGUGGUCGAGUUCAUGACCUUCAACUUUGCCAUGCAAUCCAUCGAUCAGAUCAUCAACUCUGCGGCAAAGACAUACUACAUGUCUGGUGGUAUUCAGCCAUGUAACAUCACGUUCAGAGGUCCUAACGGUGCUGCUGCCGGUGUCGCUGCACAACACUCCCAGGACUACAGUGCCUGGUAUGGUCAGAUUCCAGGGUUGAAGGUUGUUUCUCCAUACUCUGCGGAAGACUACAGAGGUCUGGUCAAGGCUGCGAUCAGAGACCCAAACCCAGUUGUUAUCUUGGAGAACGAAUUGCUCUAUGGUGAAACCUUUGAGGUUUCUGAGGAGGCCCUCUCUCCAGACUUCGUGUUGCCAAUCGGUAAGGCCAAGGUUGAAAGAGAAGGUUCCGACGUUACAGUUGUUACACAUACCAGAAACGUGCAAUUUGCCCUCGAGGCUGCUGAGACCAUGGCCAAGGACUUUGGCGUCUCUGUCGAGGUUAUCAACUUGAGAUCCAUCAAGCCAUUGGACGUCCCAGCCAUCAUUGAGUCCGUCAAGAAGACCAACCACCUGAUCACCGUUGAGGCUGGUUUCCCAGCCUUUGGUGUCGGUUCUGAGAUCUGUGCUCAAAUCAUGGAGUCCGAGGCCUUUGACUACUUGGAUGCCCCAGUUGAGCGUGUGACAGGUGCUGAGGUUCCAACACCAUACGCUAAGGAAUUGGAAGACUUUGCCUUCCCAGACCCACCAACUAUCAUCAGAGCUCUUAAGAAGGUUUUGUCUAUGUAA